UUGCCAAGAAGCCACAUAAAACAACAACAGCUACCAGCCAGACAACCACAAAGACAAACCCACCAUCCACGCCACACGCCACACGCCACACACAGACCGGAGAUGAGCAGCAACGGCAAGCAGCAGAGCAGCGGCAGCGGCAGUGCUCCCGGCACGGCCAAUGAGGGCGGUGUUGCGCACAACGAGGGGAACCCCGUGUUCAGCGCCUCUGGCACCAUGAAGACCUCCGACCUCUACGCCACACGCAACUUGCCCGAGCGCUUCGACAACCCAGGCGAGUUCAAAGGUUACGGAAAGGGCAAGGGCGGCGAGAACCCAAUGUACCAGACAUCCAGCAGCUCUUAUGGGCUGCUGCCACCCAACGUUCACACAACGCCGACCGCGUUCCACGGCCUGAACCAGAAGUUCUCCUCGCACCUCGGGCAAGCAGGCAUGUCACGGAACACGGGUCUGAACACUGCAAAGGACAAGAGCAAAGUGCACAAGGCCCUCGACCCCUAAACUAGCUUUCACGUCUACACACCCGCGCUCUCACCCUUCAAAACCCCCACACAUGUGGCGUGUCCACUUAUGCCCUCACUUGAGCCUGUGUCGUGUUCAUGCGGCCAGCCAAGACUUUCGUUUAAUGUUCUCGCUCGCUUGCUUGUCUGUCCACACAUUAAUCAAAGGUCACACCUCCAAACCCCACCAGCAGCAACACCAUCACGCCUCGUAACGACCAGCUUCAACCCCUCCGAGCCAAUACACUGUAUCCUCAUCUUCCCUCCCCUCUCCCCUUCAGAUGUCCACUCGCCGUGUCAUGGCAUGCUUGUUCGUAUGGGCCAGCGUGGCAUUGCAGUCGAAAGUUGCUCCAGCCACGCUUGCUCACAAUAAAAGCCAUACCUGUGCA
Salpingoeca rosetta is the source of this 889-nucleotide messenger RNA. RefSeq lists its product as uncharacterized. The transcript is spliced from 3 exons. Bases 103 to 501 code for a protein of 132 amino acids. NCBI's taxonomy places the organism in Eukaryota, Choanoflagellata, Craspedida, Salpingoecidae. The record is from RefSeq and is a predicted model, not a curated record. Gene Ontology annotation, cellular component: axonemal microtubule. Gene Ontology annotation, biological process: axoneme assembly.